Vanessa atalanta (red admiral) is the source of this 1550-nucleotide messenger RNA. RefSeq names its product prolactin-releasing peptide receptor-like (gene NGR-A7). Gene Ontology annotation, cellular component: plasma membrane; neuron projection. The transcript is spliced from 2 exons. Gene Ontology annotation, molecular function: neuropeptide binding; neuropeptide Y receptor activity. Gene Ontology annotation, biological process: G protein-coupled receptor signaling pathway. The coding region runs from base 1 to 1326 and encodes 441 amino acids. Lineage: Eukaryota; Metazoa; Arthropoda; Insecta; Lepidoptera; Nymphalidae. The record is from RefSeq and is a predicted model, not a curated record.
AUGAACGAAACGACUCUUAGUUAUCCGUACGCGCUCAAUGUAACGGACAAGUUUAGAAAUGAAUCGAAUGCAGCUUCGCCCUCUCCACAAAUACCCGGAUACGAAAACAUCAUAGAUAACAAAUGGAUCCAAGCAUUCUUUUGCGUGAUUUACACAAUUAUCUUCGUCUUAGGUUUGCUCGGAAACGUUAUAGUAUGCUUCGUCGUAAUAAGAAAUAAAGCAAUGCAGACUGUCACGAAUCUAUUCAUAACGAAUUUAGCAUUAUCUGAUAUAUUAUUGUGCGUAUUUGCAGUUCCAUUCACACCUUUGUAUUCAUUUCGCGGCUCGUGGAGCUGGGGCUCACUCUUGUGUCACAUGAUGCCUUCUGCACAAGGGUGCAGUGUAUACAUAUCAACUUUGACACUUAUGUCUAUAGCGAUUGACAGAUUUUUCGUAAUUAUAUAUCCGUUCCGACCGAGAAUGAAAAUCGAAACGUGUAUCACAGUCAUUAUAAUGAUAUGGACAUUUUCUAUAACAGUUACGCUUCCCUAUGCGAUAUUUAUGACUUAUUACGAUUUAGAUAUCGGAAGAUUUUGCGAGGAAACUUGGCCAACGGAAAGGAUGAGGAGAAUCUUCGGCUCGGUGACAUCGAUCCUACAAUUUGUCUUACCGUUCACCGUAAUCGCUUUCUGCUACACCUGUGUUAGUUUCAAAUUGAAUGACAGGGCGAAAGCGAAGGCUGCCAGCAAGAAUACUAGAAAGGAGGAAUUCGAUAAAAAUAGAAAACGACGUACAAACCAAAUGCUUAUCGCGAUGGUUACUAUUUUUGGACUAUCUUGGUUGCCAUUAAACGUAACAAAUCUUUAUAAUGAUUAUUACAUAUACGCUAUCCACUCUAAGUACUAUUUUCUCGUAUUUUUCCUGUGUCACGUGGUUGCAAUGUCCUCAACGUGCUACAACCCAUUUAUUUACGCGUGGAUGAACGAGAACUUUAGGAAAGAGUUUAAACAGUUGAUACCUUGUAUUGACACAAGCGCGCAACUGCGAAGCAACAUUCCACUGGAGCAAUUAGGUGCGUGUCAAUCGGAAAAGACGUUUAAUGGGAACACGGCAACUGAUAGUUAUGUAGGGUCGAGUUCCCAAAGAGCGCCUUCGUUUAGACACAAAAGGAAACCGAGCGCGGCGGCCGACGUCGAAAAGAGUGGCGUCGAAUUAAAUGAAGAUUUGCUAAACGUGGAUGUGAAGCAUUGUCACAUAUCUACAAGCUACAAUUUAAGAAGAGAGUCUGUUAAACUGAGGCUCAUCAAUGAGGAGUCGUUUGAUACACCGUCACAGAGUCAAUUCUAACGUUUGAUUUCAUGGGCGCGGCACUGGCAACGUUCCCAAGUUUGAGACAGCGAAGUAACUUUGAGCGAAGACUCAAGAGAAGCCAAUAUUUUUGGAGGAUAUUUUUUGUACCGGUUCUUUGCUAUUGUAAUUUUGACGACUAUGAAACUUCAAUACGCUUAUGAAUUUUGAUGAUCUCUUAUAGUCGAAAAUAGAUUUUCUUAUAGAUAUAACUUAAGCACAUU